GCUCCUAGCAAGAAACGGGCGGGUGGCCGGGCUUCCGCAGCGCCUAUACUCUUCACUAAGCCAGCUUUCUAAUAACUGAUCGGUGUGCUUCUGACAUUUUCCCCCCUCCCGGAGCUCUCAACCCCGGAGCCGACCCGCUGAUGCCGCUCCAGAGGGGCGUGGCCUCGAAACCGGAAGGAGCCUCUGUUGCCAAGGAAACGCUGCGCGCUUGGGCGACUGUCCCACCUACUGAUGCUGAGCCUCGGGCUGAGGGUGCGAGUUCUUCCAAAUUACAAAAGCGGGCUUAGUCAGAACCAGCUGGCCUUCCCGCGAAGGCGCCGCGACGGAGGUUGGGGAACCCCUGCUCGCUCCCCAAAUUCCCAGCGCGAAGGCGGAGCCGAGUGACUGCGUGGAUCUUCGCCAGCUCCUGCGCCGGCCGGGUGAAUCCCGAAAGACCAGUUGCUUUAUCGUAUUUGAGUCUCAUUAUGGGAUUGCUAGACCGACUUUCCGGCUUGCUUGGCCUAAAGAAGAAGGAGGUUCAUGUUUUGUGCCUUGGGUUGGAUAAUAGUGGCAAAACCACAAUCAUAAACAAACUUAAACCUUCAAAUGCACAGUCUCAAGAUAUAGUUCCAACAAUAGGAUUUAGCAUAGAGAAAUUCAAAUCAUCCAGUUUGUCUUUCACAGUGUUUGACAUGUCAGGUCAAGGAAGAUACAGAAAUCUCUGGGAACACUAUUAUAAAGAAGGACAAGCCAUUAUUUUUGUCAUUGACAGUAGUGAUAAACUAAGAAUGGUGGUGGCCAAAGAAGAACUUGAUACUCUUUUGAAUCAUCCAGAUAUUAAACACCGUCGAAUUCCCAUCUUAUUCUUUGCAAACAAAAUGGAUCUUAGAGAUGCAGUGACUUCUGUGAAAGUGUCUCAGUUGCUGUGUUUAGAGAACAUCAAAGACAAGCCAUGGCAUAUUUGUGCUAGUGAUGCCAUAAAAGGAGAAGGAUUGCAAGAAGGUGUAGACUGGCUUCAAGAUCAGAUCCAGGCUGUGAAGACUUGAAUGGAUAGUAUUUGGAAACAUUGGGAAUUCUGAAUUCAAGGAAUAUCCUAAGACCAUCUGAACAUCUUUAACAUUUUGCAUCCAAGAAUAUUUUAUAUUCUGCUUGCAUUUAUGGACUCUGAGCUUUUUAAGAACAUAGAACUUCAGGUAUGCUAAUAUGACUAUUAUACAAAACCAAAUAUUCCCUCAAAAAGAUGGUAUAGAAUUACCAACUUCUUGUUUAAAAUGUACAUUUUAUUAUAAUUAGGAUUUUUUAAAGUCAGAAUUAAAAGCCAUCUCAAUAUUUCAUCAUGAUUUAUGAUAUCUUAAUGUAUUUUAUCUAAUUGCAUUCAAAAGUUGAGUUUAUGGAAUAACUAUGCAAUAUGAAUUAUGCAUAUGAAAAAUAAUUUAAAGUAUUUAUGAGGGACUAUUGAUAAUUAAUAUAUAUUAAAUUUUUACUGUGUGUCAUCAUUAAUAAAACAUAGAAUGAAAUA
Molecule: messenger RNA, 1498 nt
Organism: Ochotona curzoniae (black-lipped pika)
Lineage: Eukaryota; Metazoa; Chordata; Mammalia; Lagomorpha; Ochotonidae
Gene: ARL6
Product: ADP ribosylation factor like GTPase 6
Exons: 8
Coding region: 465-1025 (186 amino acids)
Biological process (GO): intracellular protein transport; vesicle-mediated transport; protein localization to cilium
Cellular component (GO): cytoplasm; axoneme
Molecular function (GO): GTP binding; GTPase activity
Source: RefSeq, a predicted model, not a curated record